Molecule: messenger RNA, 1932 nt
Organism: Rotaria sordida
Lineage: Eukaryota; Metazoa; Rotifera; Eurotatoria; Philodinida; Philodinidae
Source: the annotation of a GenBank genome assembly
AUGAGAACUACAUCGGUAUCACAACAAGGGGGUGAUAAUAAUGAUACAGAAAAAGUUAAGAAAUCAAUUGUUAUUCGAUCAUUUCUUGUUAAAUAUAUUUAUCAACCAGAAUAUAUCUGGUAUUCUAUUGGUGUCAUUGUUCGAAUUCUUUGGACGUUAAUUUUUUCACAAAAAGGCUAUAUUCAUCCAGAUGAAUUUUUUCAAGGUCCAGAAAUCGUUUUUGACGAUAUAUUUCGAACUAAUUUAACACGAACUCAUGAAUUUAAUUCAAAAGCACCACUUCGUUCAGUAGCUAUUCUUUAUUUACUCUAUGGUCUUCCUGUAUCAAUUCUUUCAUGGCUAUCAUCUAUUUUUCAUUGGUCUUCAAUACCAUUUCAUCUUAAACUAGUUUUUCCACGCUCUACAAUACUUUUAUUAUCAUUAUGUACAGAUAUUCUUUUUUAUCGUAUGAUUAAAUUAUCUUAUCCAAAUUUAAAUUCUAAACAAUAUGGAAUAAUAAUGAAUUAUUAUGGUAUAGCACAUGUAACACUUGUUUUUUUUACACGUACAUUAUCAAAUUCAUUUGAAGCUUUUCUUUUUCUUGCUCUUAUUUAUUUUGUUAAUAUAAAUAUUUCAUUAUUAUUAUCAAUUAUUAUUGAUUCAUCAAAUGAAUUUAGAUCUCAUAAUGAUUCAAAUCAAAAUAUAGUACAAUCAAAAUAUCAAUCAAUUCAUAUUAAUUUUCAUAUUAUUUUAACUUCAUCAUUAAUUGGUUUAAUUUGUGCUUUAGGUAUUUUUAAUCGUCCAACAUUUCCAGCUUUUGCUAUUGUUCCAAUUAUUUAUUGGUUUACAAAUAUAGUUCCAUUACUUAAUCAUUCAUUUCGUUAUCAGUUAUUAUUAAGUCGUAUAAUAGGAUUUAUUAUUGGAACAUUUAUUAUAACAUCAUGUUUACUUAUAUUUUUUGAUUCAUAUUAUUAUAAUAAUGGAUUUUCAUUUAUUAUGGAUUUAAAAAAUCAUCUUAUUAUUUGUCCAUUAAAUUUUAUUUUAUAUAAUACUGAUUCAAAUAAUUUAGAUCAACAUGGUUUACACCCAUGUUGGCUUCAUUUUAUUGUUAAUGCAAUAAUUUUAUAUGGUCCACUUCAUUUAUGUAUUGUUUUAUGGAGUCUAUUUCAUAUAUUAAACAUUAAACAAUAUGGACAAUCCAUGAUUGAUCGAAUUUUAAAAGUUUUUCAUAAAAAAUCUAUAACAACUAGACAAUCAGAACAAUCCACCUCACCAUUUCUACUAUGUCUUUAUUUGGUACCAUUUUUUCCAUUAUCAACAUUUCCUCAUCAAGAACCUCGAUUUCUUCUUCCACUUAUUUUUCCAUUAAUACUUUUUAUCGUACCUCUACUAAUCAUACAAAAUCUUCAUACAUAUAUGUUUCGUGUAUGGUUUGCAUUUAAUAUCUUCAUAACAAUAAUCUAUGGUCAUCUACAUCAAGGUGGUCUUUUGCCUGCUUUACAAUAUAUUCAUGAUUGUCCCAUAUUAUCAUCUAAUGGAAUAUCUAUUGUAAAUGAUAUGAAUAAAAAAUUUCUUAUUACUUAUCAUACAUAUAUGCCACCGGGUUAUUUAGUUACAUCAAUGUCAAAAUCAGAAUAUGAACAAAAACUACAAACAAUAAUAAUUGAUCUUAAAGGUGGAAAGCAUGAAGAACUUGAUUUAACAAUUGAACAUUUAUUUAAUGAAUAUCCAAUGAGUAAUAUUCAAAUAUUCGUAUUACUUCCGAAUAUUACUCAAACUCAUCUAACUAAUUUAAAACAACAAAAAUAUCCUUUUCAACUUUUAAAACAAUUUGAACCUCAUCUAGAUUUAGAUCAUGGCUUUGAUGAACUAUUUCAUAUUAAAUAUGAAUGGAUACAUACAAUACGGAAUAAAUAUAAACUUGAUUUAUAUCAAAUAACACAAAAAUUCUAA